Molecule: messenger RNA, 1416 nt
Organism: Lachancea sp. 'fantastica'
Lineage: Eukaryota; Fungi; Ascomycota; Saccharomycetes; Saccharomycetales; Saccharomycetaceae
Source: the annotation of a GenBank genome assembly
AUGGACAGCAGAGUUGCUCCAGAAAUUCCGGGAAUCAGACUCCCGGCUAGUGUAAUGCAAGAUAUUCGCAUGUUGGUAUGCAAGCUGCUGAAUAGCCCAAAGCCUACCAAGACAUUUCCUGGUUCACAGCCGAUCAGUUUCCACCACUCAGACAUUGAAGAGAAACUUUUGGUCCAGGACUACUAUGUUUGUGAAAAAACUGAUGGAUUGAGAGCACUAAUGCUAGUGGUGGUCAAUCCAGUAACUAAAGAGCAAGGCUGUUUCAUCAUUGAUAGAGAAAACAAUUACUUCCAAAUCUCUGGAUUCCGCUUUCCAAGACUGCCCAGACAAUCCCGCAAAGAGCUUUUAGAAACUUUCCAAGACGGUACACUCAUCGAUGGUGAACUGGUAGUACAGACAAAUCCUGUGACGAAAUUAAAAGAACUGCGAUAUCUCAUGUUUGACUGUCUUGCUAUCAAUGGCCGUUGCAUAGCUCAAUCCCCAACAAGUUCACGGCUGGCUCAUCUAGGCAAAGAGUUUUUCAAGCCCUACUACGAUCUCCGUUCGUUAUACCCUGCACAAUGUAGCACAUUUCCAUUCAAGAUCUCUAUGAAAGUGAUGAAUUUCAGCACAGACCUUUCUAAAGUUGCGCAUUCGCUUGAUAAGCUACCUCACGUAUCGGAUGGGCUCAUUUUUACUCCUGUCAACACGCCUUAUAUUGUUGGUGGUAAAGAUUCCUUAUUAUUGAAAUGGAAGCCCGAGGAUGAAAACUCUGUUGAUUUCAAGAUGAUUCUUGACAUUCCCUUAGCUGAGGACACCUCCUUGCCCAAGAACGAUGCAAACCGGUUUUAUUUUAACUAUGAUGUCAAACCAUCGUUUCACCUUUACACAUGGCAAGGUGGUGCAGACGUCAAUGCAAGAUUGCAAGAUUUCGAUCAACCCUUCUCCAAGAAAGAACUGGAUCUUCUUGACAGAACCUACAAGAAAUUUGCAGAAUUGGAAAUGACGAAUGAAAAAUGGCAAGAACUGAAAUCACUCGACGAGCCACUCAAUGGCAGAAUUGUAGAAUGUACAAAAGAUCAAGAGACUGGUGUCUGGCAUAUGUUGCGUUUCAGAGAUGAUAAACUCAAUGGUAAUCAUGUUUCCGUCGUUAAGAAAGUCUUGGAAAGUAUUAGCGAUGCUGUUAAGAUAGAAGAUCUUGAAGAGGCAACUACUAAAAUGAAAGAAAAUUGGCAAUUACGCCAUUCAGACCGAAAGCGCAGCUUUCAAGAAGUUGACCGACCCUCUUCGUCAGGAGACGUAGAUCUUAAUACUAGCAACGGCGAUCAGAGCUUCAAACAACCCCAUUACGUUGACGACGACGAUGACGAAGAUGAAGAUAUGUGGCCUGACAAUGAUGAAGGUACCGUUACAGAGGCCAAAAAGCCCAAUCUGUAA